Messenger RNA from Dromaius novaehollandiae (emu), 8101 nucleotides. RefSeq names its product kelch like family member 15 (gene KLHL15). Gene Ontology annotation, cellular component: MICOS complex; Cul3-RING ubiquitin ligase complex; nucleus. Gene Ontology annotation, biological process: cristae formation; nuclear protein quality control by the ubiquitin-proteasome system; protein ubiquitination. The coding region runs from base 636 to 2450 and encodes 604 amino acids. The transcript has 4 exons. The record is from RefSeq and is a predicted model, not a curated record. Gene Ontology annotation, molecular function: protein binding. Lineage: Eukaryota; Metazoa; Chordata; Aves; Casuariiformes; Dromaiidae.
CUGCUGCCCAAGAAAAUGGAGAACAGAAAAACCGAUGAUAAAGGAGACCUCUGCAAAACUGGGACCGGGCUUGGAAACUAAAGGGUGAAACAAAACGUCAAACCUCAGAGGGACCAAGAGCAGAUACUUGUGGAAGAGCGUAGUGACAGGCCAAACAUAAUGAUGCUUCGUGCUGCCGCUUCCCCGGUCCCCAGCCGUGUGCGGCCUCUGCUGCCCUCUCGCAAAGGGCUUUUCUUCCGCGGGGGUGGGCGGGUCUGCCCCGCGGCUGCCAGCGUAAGUCAGCAGAUGGGGCGGGGGGCGGCCGGCCGGCCGGCCCGGAGGGGUCCCGGGGGCAGGUGCUGGCGGCGGUAAGCGCAGGAGGCAGGGCCGGCCCGGAAGUCAGCGGCGACCCCCACCCCCACCCUCCCGCCGCGGCGGGCCCGCAGGUGGCGGCGGAAGUGACGGCGGGCGCGGGGCGCCUGUCGCGGGGCGCCUGUCGCGGGGGAAGAUGGCGCCUGCGGCCGCGCUAGGCAGCGCAGAAGCCCCUGGCGCGUCCCUCCGCCGCCGCUGGCUUUAUGUUACACGGAGGCCCCCGUCUCUGCGGGUCCAGCGGGAGGAGCCGCGUUUCCAGCGCCGCUGCUGCCCCGAGGUGAUUCAUGGCAGGGGACGUGGAAGGGUUUAGCUCCUCCAUCCAUGACACCAGUGUCUCUGCUGGAUUCAGAGCACUGUAUGAGGAGGGAUUGCUUCUUGAUGUCACACUUGUCAUUGAAGACCACCAAUUUCAGGCCCAUAAAGCACUGCUUGCCACCCAGAGUGAUUACUUCAGGAUUAUGUUCACAGCUGACAUGCGAGAACGAGAUCAGGACAAAAUCCAUUUGAAAGGUCUGACAGCUACAGGCUUCAGUCAUGUCCUCCAAUUCAUGUACUAUGGAACUAUUGAACUGAGUAUGAACACUGUUCAUGAAAUCCUUCAGGCUGCCAUGUAUGUCCAGCUGAUAGAGGUGGUGAAAUUUUGCUGCUCUUUUCUCUUAGCUAAAAUCUGCUUAGAAAACUGUGCAGAAAUUAUGAGACUUUUGGAUGAUUUUGGUGUAAACAUCGAAGGAGUCAGGGAAAAACUGGACUCCUUUCUGCUAGAGAAUUUUGUGCCACUCAUGUCCAGACCUGACUUUCUUUCCUAUCUGAGCUUUGAAAAGCUCAUGUCUUACUUGGAUAACGAUCAUCUGAGCAGGUUUCCAGAGAUAGAGCUGUAUGAAGCUGUUCAGGCGUGGCUGCGCCAUGAUAGAAGACGCUGGAGGCAUACGGACACCAUCAUUCAGAACAUCAGGUUUUGUUUGAUGACACCAUCCAGUGUUUUUGAGAAGGUAAAAACAUCAGAGUUUUAUCGAUACUCCCGGCAGCUGCGACAUGAGGUUGACCAAGCCAUGAAUUACUUUCAUAGCGUUCACCAACAGCCUUUGAUGGAAAUGAAAUCGAACAAAAUUCGUUCUGCCAAACCCCAGACUGCAGUAUUUAGAGGAAUGAUAGGACACAGUAUGGUAAACAGUAAAAUUCUUCUCUUGCACAAACCGAGUGUCUGGUGGGAACUAGAGGGUCCUCAAGUACCUUUACGACCAGACUGUCUUGCCAUUGUGAAUAACUUUGUAUUCCUAUUAGGCGGGGAAGAACUGGGGCCAGAUGGUGAGUUUCAUGCUUCAUCCAAAGUGUUUAGAUAUGACCCAAGACAGAACUCGUGGUUACGAAUGGCAGACAUGUCUGUUCCACGAUCCGAGUUUGCUGUUGGAGUUAUUGGGAGGUAUGUUUAUGCAGUGGCUGGGAGAACCAGGGAUGAAACAUUUUACUCAACUGAACGGUAUGAUAUUACUGAAGAUAAGUGGGAAUUUGUGGAUCCUUAUCCAGUCAAUAAAUACGGACAUGAAGGGACCGUGCUUGGUAACAAGUUGUAUAUCACUGGUGGAAUUACAUCAUCCUCAACUUCUAAGCAAGUGUGUGUAUUUGAUCCCAGUAAAGAAGGGACAGUAGAGCAGCGCACAAGGAGAACUCAAGUGGUCACUAACUGUUGGGAGAACAAAUGCAAAAUGAAUUAUGCAAGAUGCUUUCACAAAAUGAUUUCUUACAAUGGUAAGCUUUAUGUCUUUGGUGGUGUCUGUGUGAUCUUGAGGGCCUCCUUUGAGUCUCAAGGAUGUCCUUCUACAGAGGUUUAUGACCCAGAUACUGAUCAGUGGACUAUAUUGGCUUCUAUGCCAAUUGGUAGGAGUGGUCAUGGCGUAGCUGUUCUGGACAAACAGAUAAUGGUUCUUGGAGGCCUUUGUUACAACGGUCACUACAGUGAUUCAAUCCUCACUUUUGAUCCAGAAGAAAACAAAUGGAAAGAAGAUGAAUACCCAAGGAUGCCCUGCAAGCUGGAUGGCUUACAAGUGUGCAGCUUGCACUUUCCUGAAUACGUAUUGGAGCAUGUUAGACGUUGCAGCUAAAACAGAAUGAGCAACCCAGUGAAAUGUAAAAAGCUAUCCCUAACUUGUCAGAAAAUCCAAACCAGUUGAAUUUCUUCAGACACAUUAACUUGUGUAUAAGAACAACUGCUAAAUGCUUAGAGAAACAGGAUGUACAGGGAAAGUACUUACCAAGUCUAUCACAAAAGCCAGUAGUUGGUCUGGUAUUGGAAAAACUGUUGUUGUUUUUUGUUUUUUUUUUUUUUUUUUUAACAAACAUAAUUGUAAGUAGGGGAAAGAAAAAUAUAUUUUUCAGUGUGCUUAUUUUUUGGUAGCAUUUUAUGUCCAUAGUACCUUUUUUUUUUAACUGGCCUUUACACCACUAUGCUUGUGAAAUCAAUUGAGUUUAACAAAAUAUCUGUGAAGGAAGAGAAGGACUUUAUUUUGAUGCUCAAUUAAAAAAAAAAAGAAAAUAGAACUCAUCAGCUGUAUUAGGGUACAACCAGACUUAAAAGAACAAAACUAAACUGUAUUUUAUGUUGUGUUUGGAUACUUUUCCCAUUAAUUGCUAAAUAUUCUUAAUUCUGCUAGGCAUUUUUGUUUUCCCUUAAAUACAUUUAAGAAUAAUCUUAACCCCUUUGCAUGACUUUUUUCCUGGUUUUGUAUAGUAGUACCAGUAAGUCUGCCAAAAUGCAAAUUAUACAUUUUCUACUAAAUUGAAAAUGAAACAAUUUUAUAUUCAAAACACUAUUUCUAUGCUGCCUUCUAUUGUCUGCAUUGUGUUUGUUGGUGGUAAAAUAUAUGCACACACAUGCAUACACUGUAAAAUCUAUAUAUAAAUGCAUCUUUUUAUGUGCAGUUAGGAUAUUAUAUUUUAACUAGUGCACAGAUUCAGCCAUAUCUGUUGAAUAUUAGGUAUAGUAUUAUCCUUUAAUGAGCUAAAUAAUUAAAAAAUUUCUUAAGUAACUGGAGGCCUCGUUUGGUAUCGAAGUAUCUCAUCUUUAGCAUAUACUGAUUGAUUCAGUAACUUUGAACUCUAUAUUGAUGCUACAUAAUGAACUGUUAAUAAUUUGUUAUUUUAUAUAUUAUUUUUAAAAAGUAAAUGCAUCUUACCUGAGUUUCUUUUACUUUUGAAUGUGUUGCCCUUUCUUUUUUUAUUUUUAUGAAAAUGGAUAAUGUCAAUAAGCAAAUGCUGAGCACUGCUUUGACCCACAGUUAUUUUUAGGACUGGAUAUACUAUAAUUUAUUCUCAGCAGAGACUUUGCUUGUACUUGUAUUGAACUGGUGUAAUCUAUUUUUUUAAAUUACCAACUGCUGUGAACUAAUGUGUUUUGAAAAUGUGGAGUUAAAUGGUUGGAUAGUUAGUACCAUUUAUGUUUCUUUUACAAAAAAACCCCUACACUAUUAAAAAACCUACUAUAGCUACUGAUCUCAGAGUCCCUGAAUUGAGAUGUGUCAUCCAAAAGGGCUUUAAUUAACUGCAUUGUGCUAACUUGCAGAUUUUCUUGACAGUAGAUUGGUAAGAAAUCUGCCAAGAUACAAAUAAUGAUAAAAGUAACUAUUCACAUUCUAAUUUUCUUUAAUGAUGUGAAAUUAGCCACUUCUAGAAUGUAAAGGAGAGAUGUGGGGGAGCUGAAGGUUCACAGGUAAUUUAGAUGUGUAGGGGCAAAAUGCUGAAAUAGGCACCUGCAUAUUUUGUAAAAUCUUAUGCUACUGUGUUUAAUCAAUAGACUUUAUAUGCAGCAAUGCAGAUCCAUUUUAUUCAGCAUCUUCUAGUCAAAAGUCACUGUAGGAAAGGAUUGUAUAGUACUCAGGGAGUUCAAAAGAAUGCACUUAUACCCAAAAUCAUCCCAAAUUUGCUAUAUUAAAAUUAUCUACUUGCCUAAACUAAAUUUGAAAUAAUCAAUAGAAGUUAAAACAAUGUGUUAAACUCCUGAUACUUGUAUUUAAUGGUAUCUUUGCAGUAAUUAUGUUUCAGAUUGAGACCUGAGGAUAUGGCAGAUGAGCAGAAUUCUUUUUUCAGUAGUAAAGAUUGAUUGAUAUUUUCUCUCUGAAAGUUUUAGCUGUAGUGAUAAGUUAUCUAUGCCAGUAGUGACUGGACCAAAUAUUGAUAUUCAGCCCUCUGAUGCAGACUAAGCCUUGCAGUUAAAUUUAAGUCUUUGUUUAUCAACAGUUUACUGAAUAAGAAAUUUAAUUUACUUUUUGAAUAACUUAACCUACAGUCUUCUUGGCUUACACUAAAACCUCAAUUUCACUAUGAGGCUUGUGUAUAUGUUAACCUGCAUAGGUGCAGAGAUUAACUGGCUUCAGUUGGUGCUGGCUAUGUGCAGGUGAAGAGAUUCUUACUGUACAUAUCUCAUGAAAAUUGGGGCACAAGGAAAAAAAAACUAUUUUUACUGUUCUUAUCCCUUUUGUGACUAAUCUAUUUCUUAAUAAGCUUAUGGGGCAGCAAAGACUAAUCCUACCUAAGUAGGCUUUCAUGGGCCCAUUAUGAAUAGGAGGGAGUACUUCACCAUUUUCAUCUAGUGCCAGUCUGGGAUAUGGUUCUGGAAAUCUGGUCUUCGAUGAUUCAGGUGUAAAGAGAGAUGACCAAUACUUUAUUAAAAAUAAUGGUAGGGACAGGGGGGUCUAAGUUAUGUUUCUGGCUCUAUUUAAGCACCUGCCAGUUGAGUCAUUGGUGAGUAUUGACACUUGGAAAAUGAAGAACGCAGGUCAUUUUUAAGUGCUCUGCUUUUAAGCUCAUGUUUAACUUCAUGCACCCAGUUCUGUAAGAUCUUAUUCUGGAUUGUAAUGGUAAUUAUUCUGUGAAAUUCUAACUUGAAUUGUUGGUUUCAGCUUCCCUGAGGUUGUGUCUCUGUUGAAAAGCUGGCUGUAACCUUCUGAGCGUUAGGAAUGAUUGGAAUUUGCUUGGGUUUAGAACGUGCGGGGAUAUGUGAGAAUGCUUUGUUAAUUUACGUUUCUACCAUGCUCUUAUUAUUUCAAUCGUUAGACAUGAAAUUAGCUUACAUUCUCUUUUCCAUUGCGGUGGAACUUUUGAGACACUUACUUUUGUUACAUCGUAUCUCAGAGGGAUAUUUGCUUUUUCAUUGAAAGGUUCUGUUUGCAUUUGCUUUUAGUGGCUAGCUCCAAACAAUUUAGUGUUUAAAUAAAAACAAAAUAAGGUUGGCAGAUAAGAACUCCCUAUUGCUAUCAAAUUUUAAACAUGGUGAUUAAAUUAAAAUUGGGUGAGUUUUAAAAACAUCCAAAUGUAUCUCAUUCAUCAGGAAAUAGGUAAGUCAUAAUCUGUGAUUAAUAAAUGUGAGGGAUUUUUUGUUUUCUUCUUUUGUUCCCACCCAUCCUUUAUGUGGUAUCAGAAAGUCUGAUCUUACAUACUUAUUUAAAACUUAACAUGUGACCUGCUUUUAAACAGUAGUACUUGCCUUUCCUUAAAAGGAUGGACAUAGUGAGUUACAGCUUGAGCUCUGUUUUUUUCCACAUUUAUAGUAAAAUUUAUGAGGUUCAUGUCUAAUUCUUGCAGCUAGUUCCAGGAGGGAAAUCUGUUUUCCUAUGAAUCAUAAUGGACAAAAAGUAUAGUGCUUCUGUAAAGAGCUCAAACACUGCUAGUUCCCGUUCAGCAUGCUACUGUUUCUGUUUUCAUGGGCCAGAUCAUUUUUUUUAAAAAGUUCUACAUAAAGAAAAAAUAGCCCUUUUUUUCCCCUACAGUCUUGGCAGUCAUUUCAUAGUGGGAGGUAUUAGGUGGCAAAGAAAAUCUGGUCCCAAUCGAUUUAGCUGAAGGAAGGUGGUACUUGAUUUUGCAAAGGAUCUACCAUUUCAGAAAGCAUUGCUAGCAAGAGGGGCUAGUGGCAGCAUAUCAGGGAGCUGGCAACCUGCUGUCAUCUUUUGAAAAAUCUGGAUGCCCUACUUUCUGCAGUGUGAUAGCAGUCCUGUUCUAACUAGUUCGAAGGUUUGGGGAGUUUAACAUUUCUCUGGCCUCUGAGAUUUGCAGCUAUUUUUUCUUAAGGAUUUCCUGCCUUAAAAAUACAAAUGCUGCCUUUUUCCUGCUGAUAUUAUAAUAUAUAUUUGCAUCAGGGAUGAAGCUUCACCUGACACUCAGGAAGCAAAGAAUGAAAUUCAGCAUGUACAAAUUAAAGUAGGUUUAAAAAGAAAAAAGAAACACAUUAUUUAACUCAUUAUGUCCUUUCUUUUGCAAAAUGUGGCUAAGCAUUAUAGGGAGAUGCUAAUGGCUCUUUUUAAAAAUAAAAAAACUUUAAACCGGUGUCUGUUUUAUAAAUGACAGAGUCUUUUUACAGGUGGAAAUAACCACAUUUGUGGAGAUAUUUUGCCUUUUAAUGAAAUAUUUUUUCCUUACAAAGUGGAAGUAAUGAACUGGGCCCCUGAUUCUCAUAGCACUUGAAGUAUGUACUUCACAUACGUGAACAGUCCAAUAAAGGACUGUAAAGGAAACAGAAAACUAUAAGGUACUUAGAAAAAAAAAAAGACCACAAAUGUUAUCAAACCUGUGCUUAAGUGUUUACAGGGCUGGGGCAUCAAAGAAAACAUCAGUUCCACUCUCCUUCAUUUAAUAAAACAUUGAAAUUACUUGAAUAAAUAUGUUCCAUUACAUGUGGCAGUGCUCAUUGACAGAGUGUGGGGAAGAACAUAACUGGAAAGCAUGUGUAAUUCAUUUAAAACAGAGCUUGCCAGUGUCCUGUAGCUAACAUUUUGAGGUUUUAAUGUUUGUAAAACAAUAUAAAGCUGCUUAAAAUAAAUACUAAUGACUACUUUUGCAUCUGUAUUCUUAGAGUUGGCAAGUAACUUAAAAUUUCCAUUUUUGUGGGUAAUCUUCAUGUGCAGGUGGCAGGAAAACUGACUUCUGAGCAUAGCUUUCCUGCAUUUCCAUUUACUAAGUUUUUCACUUCCCAAAUUUCAAUUUGUGCUUAUAUAGUCUUUUAAAAUAACUUUUAAGAAUCAAUUUCAAAUACCUUUGGAUUAAUAUUAAACUGGUACCUAGGGGAAAACCACUUUCUAGUUGCAGGUGAUAGUUUUUAUUUAUGGCUCUGGUAGAAAACAUUGCUGUGUAAUUCUAGAAAAUAGUGUUACAUAGGACUGCAAAGUUAGCUAUACGUAGGGGGCUUUUAUUACCUUGGAGAAACCCAUAUAUCUUUCAUGUCAGUUAUCGGAACAGGUGGAGGGAAGAGCGAGUUCUGUUUUUAUUUUAAAUACUUUCCCCCAGAUACUGUUAUUUUUGUAGAUCUUUUAAAAAUAUAUUAUUGUAUGCCGAAGAAUGCAAUUCCACUCCCACUGCUUUCCAGUGUACGAUAUCAGAUUGUGCUGAAAAGAAUGUAUUUGAUAAGUUAACAGGAAAAGUUGUUUUCAAACUCUGUUGUGUUUGUGUCUAGCAAUUGGAAAGACUUUUCCUAUUUAAAAUUAGAAAUAUAUAUAUAUAUAUGACCUCAUAUGUACAUUUUGGAUUAACACUCUAAUGACUACCCCAGGGCUGCUAUAAAAUUCUUCUAAUAAUUUAAGAAUUGCCUCUUUUUAAUUGUUUUUAAAAGCAUUUUUUUCUUGUUGUUUUUUGGCAGAAGGUAAUUUUCCCUUGCUAUGGAUACAGUAUGUUCAGACUUGCAUAUGUGCUCUGUUCUGUUUUUAAACUGAAAAAAAUGUAUAAAGUGUGUAUAAAGAGAAGUGUAAAUAAAAUAUUUUUAAUCUUUAAA